AUGAAGCUCCUUGCCCUCUUUCCUCCGGCCUCCCCGUUCCUCUUCGCGGUCCUUUCUGUCGGCGGCCUCGCAUCCAAGGCCCUGCAUAUCGCUUUGCACAUUCACUCGCUACCAUUGCUCUAUUUCAUCCUCUACUCACCUACUCUUGUCGUGCCGGAUGUGCUGGUCAUUUCUGGCGCGCGUGUAUUAUUGCAAUUCCCAGCCCCGGAAUCCAAACUACAAUGGCUGUCAACAUGCGUCGGUGGGCUUCUAGCCUUGAUCACCUGGGGCGCAGCCUCCAUCCAGUUCGGAUUCUUCAUGCAAACCGGUGCCGAAGUCGCCUGGUCUGCCAGCCAUAGUUUCCUCAGCGACCCCGCCGCCAUGAAGAUCCUACUCAGUGGCAUCUCAACCGUUACUGCUGCGUUUACAGUCCUCGGGCUAGUCGCAUGGCUCAUCCAUGCAAAACUAUACCACUGGACGGGCCUCGCGUUGCAGGCAAUUCGAGAUAUGUUUGCCGGAGGUCAUCAGGCACGGUAUACACUCUUGUCGGCACCAAACAAGUCCUGGGUGACUUCAAUGGAUUUCCGAUCUGUGCGCCGCAUCGCAAUCGCAGUCUCCAUUUGUUCCUCGAUGCUGUUCUUAGAAUUGAGCCGACCCUCAGUCCCAUACGAUCACCUGUCCGGCGCCCUUCCGUUGACUCUGCUCGAAGCGUUUAACAAGAAGUCAGCGACCGGCGAUGGAUGUCGCAAUGCGCCGAAGAAAUUUCCUCUAUGGACCGACGUGAAGACUAGUUUCAUGAAUGGAGGAUGGUCCCGACCCACUUGGCUCCCCGAACAUCCACCCUCGGGAUUCAGCCGUUGGGAGAUCAGCCCCGAGGAACGCGCCGAGAAAGAUAACCCUGCGUGGUAUCUUUGUAACAGUGACCCUGGUUUCUAUAACGCGAAGACUGAUCCACUAAAGAUAUCUAAUCUUGACGGCGAGAUCUUGGAGCCCCUGAAGAACGUCUUGAAAGGAAACUCCGUCAUUAUUGAUAAUGUGAUCCUUCUUACUCUCGAGAGUGGGCGCAAAGAAAUAUUUCCCAUGCAGCAGGGUACCCCAAUGUUCGACGCCCUGCUUGAGUCCCACCCCAAAGAGAAUAGAGCGGCAGCAAUUGAUCGCCUGGUCACGAUGACGCCCGUCGCUCAGAUGUUGACAGGGGAGCAUGCCACCGACAGCAAGGGCGAGCAGGUCGACUUAAGCCAAGCGAAAUGGCAUGACUCGGCUGAAGAUGGUAUGGGGGGACUGAAUGUUCGAGGCGCACUCACUGGCAGCUCUUUGACAUUCAAAAGUAUCCUAGGAAGUCACUGCGGAGUGCAGCCACUGCCUGUUGAUCUUUUGGAGGAAUCUCAACUUGAAAUCUAUCAACCCUGUUUGCCGCAGUUGUUUGACCUGUUCAACGAAGUCAAGUCGCCGUCUCAAUCGCUAACCGAGCGCGAAGAGAGUGCAUCUGAGGCGUUGAACUACCCAUGGAAGUCGGUUUUCAUGCAGUCGAUUACUGAUGACUACGACCGUCAGGAUAUCAUGAACGAGAACAUGGGUUUCAGGCACAAGGUUGUUAAGAACAGUUUGAACAACCGUCACUCCAAAUACCGGGCGAAGGGAUCGGAGAUCAACUACUUCGGAUACGCCGAAACUGAGCUCAGGCCAUAUGUUCGCGAUCUGUUCGAAGAAGCUGCUAACAACAAGACCCGCAUCUUCCUCUCGCAUGUUACGAGCACCACCCAUCAUCCAUGGAACACCCCAGAUGACUUCAAAAAUGAAAAGUAUAUGGGAGACAAGGGGACGAUUAACCACGGCCUGAUGAAUAACUACCUCAAUACAGCACGCUUUGUGGACGAUUGGCUCGGCGAUAUUAUGACGAUGCUCGACGAGACCGGCAUCGCCAACUCGACCUUGGUGGUGAUUGUCGGUGACCAUGGACAAGCUUUCGGCGAAGAUAAUAAAGACAUGACCGGUACCUACGAGAAUGGGCAUAUCAGCAACUUCCGCGUUCCUCUGGUCUUUCGACACCCGCAUAUGCCCCGGAUCGACAUCACCGCCAACGCGACCUCACUCUCCAUUAUCCCCACCAUCCUUGACUUGCUCGUUCAAUCUCACUCCCUCAACUCUCGCGAUUCUGAAAUUGCCUCAGCUCUGCUCCCCGAAUACCAGGGCCAGUCUCUCAUUCGUCCCUUUAUUUCCCAUAUUAAACCUCCGUCCGACAUCAAUGCUCGCAUCCCAAGCAAGUCUCACAAGUCCCAUAACAAAGACGGUCACCGCAUCCAAUAUACUUGGAACUUCGGCCUCAUUAAUGCAGGUGGCUCAAUGGUCUCCAUUACAGCGGCCGGCAUGCCCUAUCGUCUCGUCCUUCCCUUCAAAGAAGGGUUUGAAUACGUUUUCUCCCACCUAGACCAAGAUCCUGGCGAGCUGCAUCCCAUCAAAGCCUGGACAUUCGAUGACCUUAUCGAGGAAGUUGCGCCAAAAUAUGGCGACAAUGCCGUUGAAUGGCUCGAGGAUGCAGAGCAGGUCGGGAAAUGGUGGGAGAACGAACAGAGACGGAUCUGGGGAUACCGCGAAGCCUAA
Penicillium macrosclerotiorum is the source of this 2580-nucleotide messenger RNA. RefSeq lists its product as uncharacterized. The coding region runs from base 1 to 2580 and encodes 859 amino acids. Lineage: Eukaryota; Fungi; Ascomycota; Eurotiomycetes; Eurotiales; Aspergillaceae. The record is from RefSeq and is a predicted model, not a curated record. The transcript has 3 exons.